Messenger RNA from Loxodonta africana (African savanna elephant), 1830 nucleotides. It is a transcript of the gene CD151, whose product is annotated as CD151 molecule (Raph blood group). NCBI's taxonomy places the organism in Eukaryota, Metazoa, Chordata, Mammalia, Proboscidea, Elephantidae. Gene Ontology annotation, biological process: cell migration. The record is from RefSeq and is a predicted model, not a curated record. Gene Ontology annotation, cellular component: plasma membrane. The transcript is spliced from 9 exons. Bases 348 to 1109 code for a protein of 253 amino acids.
CGGGGAUUCCUCUCCCGGCCUGGCUGGAGGGGUCCGGGGUCCCCUGCUUGGGCGCGGACGGUCCUAGGGCUCGGUUGAGGGUCAGGGCCUGGGGCAGGGCUGCGCUAUUCCCGCUGCAGGAGCUAUUUCUGGAGGGCCCACGCUAGCCUUCCCACGUCUGCCAGGCUUUCCUGGGAAGAGGGACCAACCCUCAGCGGAUCCCUGGCCGUGCCCUGAGCCAGCCUCCCCAGAAGGCCUAGGACCAGUGGGUGGGGUUGAGGCAUCUCCCCAGUGUGUCUCCAGGAAACUCCUGUCCACCUGCCUUACUUCCUUACCUGAGGCACCUUUUGGCCUUUGCAGUCCCCAGGAUGGGGGAGUUCAGUGAGAAGAAGGAGACAUGUGGCACCAUCUGCCUCAAGUACCUGCUGUUCACCUUCAACUGCUGCUUCUGGCUGGCUGGCCUGGCUGUCAUGGCGGUGGGCAUCUGGACACUGGCCCUCAAGAGCGACUACAUCAGCCUGCUGUCCUCCAGCACCUACCUGGUCACAGCUUACAUCCUGGUGGUGGCUGGUGUGAUCGUCAUGGUGACAGGCGUCCUGGGCUGCUGUGCCACCUUCAAGGAGCGGCGGAACCUGCUGCGCCUGUACUUCAUCCUACUCUUCAUCAUCUUCCUGCUGGAGAUCAUUGCUGGCGUCCUGGCGUACGUCUACUACCAGCAGCUGAACACAGAGCUUAAGGAGAACCUGAAGGACACCAUGACAAAGCAGUACCACCAGCCAGGCCACGAGGGUGUGACCAGCGCCGUGGACAAGCUACAGCAAGAGUUCCACUGCUGUGGCAGCAACAACUCAAAGGAUUGGCAGGACAGUGAGUGGAUCCGCUCGGGUGAGGCAAGUGGCCGCGUGGUCCCUGACAGCUGCUGCAAGACUGUGGUGGAUGGCUGUGGCCGGCGGGACCACGCCUCCAACAUCUACAAGGUGGAGGGCGGCUGUAUCACCAAGCUGGAGACCUUCAUCCAGGAGCACCUGAGGAUCAUUGGGGCCGUGGGCCUCGGUAUCGCCUGCGUGCAGGUUUUUGGCAUGAUCUUCACCUGCUGUCUGUACAAGAGCUUGAAGCUGGAGCACUACUGAGCUCUUCUGCCUACAUGGGCGGCGUGCCCAUGCCCGUGCCUGCUAGAGCUGAAGCUUCUCACUACUGAUCUGAGACUACUGAUGGGGACGGAGCUCUCCAGAGUCCACUGCUCCUGCCUCCCUCCCCGCCCCCCAACUCCCCCACCAAAGUGGUCUCUGGUGACACCCCCUUCCUAGCUUCGAGUGCCUUUUGCUGCACACCAAAGCCCCAGGCCUGAGGAAGGGCCCCUGCCUAGCUCUGCCCUCCAGCAGGGGUGGGGGCUCCUGGGUUCUGACUAAAAGCCCCCUCACUCCCGUAGGCUGCCUCCUUUUGGGUGGGGUCAUGGGGCCUCUGGCAGUUCCUGAUGCCAGUGUUUAGUCAGAGGGACUGGACUGUGGGUAAAUUUGGGCAGAAUGGGGCAGAGGCCAGGCUGGCCUGCCCUGGGGGGCUCCCAGCCCACUGGACAGACACAUCCCCGUGAUGGUUGAGGCUGGUCUCAGGCAUGUACCUCUGCAUGGAGUGGCUGUUGCGGGCCAUUGUCAGCCCCGCUCUGCUCGGUGUCACCCCUGCCCCGGGCCUCUGCCUCCUCGUGCUGGGCAGGGCCUCGUCUCCCCACUGAGCCCACGUGCCCACUCCUUCAGUGCUGUUUCUUGCGAGGACGCCCUGCGGUGGCUGCUGUGACCCAACCACCAGAGCUGCUCCUGCCACAUCACAGGACCCAAUAAACGUUUCUGGAACCGA